This is a messenger RNA of Daldinia vernicosa, 1681 nucleotides long. RefSeq lists its product as uncharacterized. The record is from RefSeq and is a predicted model, not a curated record. The transcript is spliced from 2 exons. NCBI's taxonomy places the organism in Eukaryota, Fungi, Ascomycota, Sordariomycetes, Xylariales, Hypoxylaceae. Bases 196 to 1632 code for a protein of 478 amino acids.
CCAAUCGGUUCUUCAAAUCAUCUACCUAAAUCUUUUCACCUUUUUUUUUCCAACCGACUCCAUCAACUUUCCCAGAGGGCUCCAUUCUUCUCCGUUCAUCAAUCUGAGCAAUAUCCGGCCCCGCAUUACCUACAGGAUCACCGUUCCGUCGGGUGCAACCAAUACUACACAUCGAUUUCGGUCCGCCCAAUUCCGAUGUCUUCCUAUAGCGAACACUCGUGCUCAAGUUGCAACUCGGAUGCCGAGUCGGUAUCUUCUUCAGUCCUCUACGUCGAGCAGGAACCAUUCGACACAUUUAAAAAUCGAGUCCUUGACUUGGCUCUUCACAAAAUCUGGCCCGAUGCGACAGCGGAUGAGAUCAUCAUAGAGCGUAUGCUCGGAGGUGGAUUUAACCGCAUCAUUGGCCUGUCUCGGCAUACAGCUCAACAACCCGACAAUGAUGUCCAAUACAUUCUGCGCAUUCCCCGCGAGAGAGAUGAGCCAUUAGACAGCCAAGUUGAUACUCUACGAUAUUUACAUGAACGUUACAACAUUCCGGCCCCAAAGGUCAUCAGCUUCGACCACACAGACGACAAUGAGCUCAAUUCUAGAUACAUGAUCCAGAAUCGCAUCACCGGAGAAACCCUGUUAUCAUCUUAUCCAAGCCUUACCCAUGAAGAGCGAUGCAGGGUCGCAUGGGAACUUGGUCAUGUUUAUUCUGAACUAUUAUCCACUAAGAGUGCAACAUCCACCAUUUUGGUGCCGCCUGAAGAAGAAGAUAUUCGAGAUCCUCCUAUACCCCAAGAUAUCGGUAAGAUGCUUCUCGAUAUCUUCCAGAGUCAGAAGGCUGCCGAGUUAGAAGCCCGGCCGCGUUCCAUCAUCAGACCCGAGCUUCUUGAUCAGUUCUGCAAGAUGACCUCUGGUUUAGCCAAGGAUGGUUGGUUUGAGGACUGUCACAUCUCUUUAGCACACCUAGACAUGGAGCCGCGCAACAUACUGGUGAAUCCAACGUCUGAUACUGAACUACCGAUCAUCUCCGCAAUUCUAGAUUGGGACAGCGCCAUCUUCGCUCCUCAAUUCAUGUGCUGCACGCCGCCACUAUGGCUAUGGGCAUGGUCAGAUUACGAAGAGCAGGACGAGCGUACAGUAAAUGACAUACCACCCACACCAGAAGGACGCCAGUUGAAACAGCUCUUUGAGGAGGCAGCCGGUAAAGAAUAUAUUCGGUUUGCUUGUCAACCGAUUUAUCGGUUUGCGAGACAGCUUGUUCGCUUCGCCGUCCAGGGUUUAUUAUCCAAUGAAGACUACAAUGAAGCCAGAAAUAUGCUGCGAGAGUGGGAGGACUUCUGUGAUGAAACUUGUUCUGAUGAACCAAGCAAUGUUUUCGAUGAAUCAAGCAAUGAUUCCGAUGAAUCAAGCAAUGAUUCCGAUGGUGAGGAGGACGAAGAUUCGGACACAGAAGAGGAGACCACUAUAGAACAGUAUGUGCCGAUUGUCACCAAGGCAGCUGAGAGUUACACUAUAGAACAGUAUGUGCCGAUUGUCACCAAGGCAGCUGAGAGUUACACUAUGCAAGACUAUGGUACUACUACUUGGUCUGCUGAGGAUGCCACUAUACGGCAAGAUGAGAACACCACGGCUUGGCAACAUUAGAAUAUUCUCGUCCGUUAGUUUAAGUAUUUCUGUUUAGGAAGAUGAGUAU